AUGCAUUUCAUAUUGCUUCUCCUCACUCUAACCCUCGGCGCAAUCGCCUCUCAGUCCAUCCUCCCCAGCCCUCCAACCAUCAGCACCUCCAUCGACGCCAACAGCACCGCAGACACCUCCAAAGACCCCAAAUGGCACCCCAAAUGGCACGUCCACAAACAGCCCGUCAAGAUCAACCCUCGUUCCAUGUCAGGCGGCUUCCUCGACAAGUGCAAAGAUGUGCGGUACUACCUCAGCAAGGCCGACGACAACGACUCCAACAAACACGGCGUGCGACAGGGCUACAAGUCGUCGCCGUGGCUCGUGGCUAAAUGUCCGGAUAAGAACGGGAAGUAUCUGUGUACUUGGCUCGAGCUGGGGAAGUGUCUUCUCAACAUUGACGGAGAUCUGCAGCGUGGUCCUAAUGGGAAGUUCCAUGAUUCUUGCACGCAGUGUUGGUUGAGAGGCGGCGGUCGUGAAUUCGGAUGUCGCUGUUGGUCCAAGAUGCCUUCGGGUCGGAUCAAGCUGAGCGAUAUCCAGAACAGGCUGCGCACGACUACUAUAGACCUGAACGUUGCUGUCGCUGCGGAUAAUGGCUACUUGACCUGCCACGGUAACCGAGGUGUUCUUGAUUACUGCACUGGGAGGCGGUCGGAUGAUCCGUUUGCCAAGGAGUGGUCGUGUCCGUCUGGCCAGCUGAGGGAUUGCACGCUUAAUGAUGCCACUUAG
Fusarium sp. VM40 is the source of this 708-nucleotide messenger RNA. NCBI's taxonomy places the organism in Eukaryota, Fungi, Ascomycota, Sordariomycetes, Hypocreales, Nectriaceae. The record is from the annotation of a GenBank genome assembly.